Molecule: messenger RNA, 841 nt
Organism: Zophobas morio
Lineage: Eukaryota; Metazoa; Arthropoda; Insecta; Coleoptera; Tenebrionidae
Product: small ribosomal subunit protein eS1-like
Exons: 4
Coding region: 28-801 (257 amino acids)
Biological process (GO): translation
Cellular component (GO): cytosol; ribosome
Molecular function (GO): structural constituent of ribosome
Source: RefSeq, a predicted model, not a curated record
UUAAGUCUUUUCUUCUCCUUCUGCGUUAUGGUCGUUGGUAAAAAUAAAAAGUUAGGGAAAAAGGGAAAAGGAAAAAAGACGUUCGAUCCGUUUCUCCACAAAGAGUGGUAUAAUAUCAAGGCGCCCACUCUUUUUUCUAACAGAUUUGUGGGUAAAACACUUGUAACAAAAUCUCAAGGAAAACGCAUUGCCUCGGAUGAUCUUAAAGGACGUGUUUACGAAGUUUGUCUUGCAGACUUACAGAAUAAUGAGGACUUAUCUUACAGAAAAAUUAAGCUGAUCUGCGAGGAAGUUCAAGGAAGUACUUGUCUUCUUAACUAUCAUGGAAUGAACUUAACUACUGACAAGCUUCGCUCACUCGUUAAAAAGUGGCAGACUUUGAUAGAAGCCCACGUUGAUGUAAAGACUACCGACAACUAUUAUCUGAGGAUGUUUUGCAUUGGGUUCACCAAGAAGGCUAAGGAUCAGCAAAAAAAGACUUCUUACGCUCAAACCUCUCAAGUUCGGGCUAUUCGGAAGAUUAUGAUGGAGCAAAUGGCUAAAGAGGCUACUAUCACCGAUUUUAAGGAACUAUGGAAUAAGUUAAUUACUGGUGAUAUUUGUGGCGAUAUAACCAAGCUGGCGCAAGGGAUUUAUCCUCUAAAAGACGUUUAUAUAAGAAAAGUUAAAGUUUUAAAGAAACCAAAAUAUGAUGCGGGGAGAUUUUUUGAUUUGCACGGAGAAACUACAUCUAUUUUAAAGGGUAAGAAGGUUUCACGUCCAGGUAAGUUUAUUGAACCUGUGCCCAGUGAUUCCAUAUAACUUCAUUUUUCAUUUCCAAUAAACUGAUAUAUAAGUGUUA